Molecule: messenger RNA, 1925 nt
Organism: Notothenia coriiceps (black rockcod)
Lineage: Eukaryota; Metazoa; Chordata; Actinopteri; Perciformes; Nototheniidae
Gene: nudt14
Product: nudix (nucleoside diphosphate linked moiety X)-type motif 14
Exons: 4
Coding region: 1-720 (239 amino acids)
Biological process (GO): ribose phosphate metabolic process; nucleoside phosphate metabolic process
Molecular function (GO): metal ion binding; UDP-sugar diphosphatase activity
Source: RefSeq, a predicted model, not a curated record
AUGGGGGGGGGGGUGUGCUCCGGCUCGCUUGAGCUUCCGGAUGAAGUACAGGCAAAUUAUGAAAAAAUUCUGUGGUCUCGCUCUGUGGACAGUAACUUCUGUGUAUCAGUGCUGAUCUUCAACACCAGCUCACACUGUUUUAUCCUCGUCAAGCAGUUCCGUCCAGCUGUAUUCAUGUGUGAGUGGGAAAGGAACAAGACGCAGCCGCCUCAGUCUGCUGAAAAACCUGAAGAGGGCGCCUCCGAAGCCGCGGCCCCCGCAGCUGAACCUCAGGAGGGCCAGUCGGCGGCGGAGGGGGAGAGCUCCUCCUCCCCGUGGCCCCCGGCCGCAGCGGGGGUCACCUACGAGCUCUGCGCCGGCCUGGUGGACAAACCCAACCUUUCUCUGGAGGAGAUCGCCCGGCAGGAGGUGCUGGAGGAGUGCGGCUACGAUGUGCCUGUCGCUAAACUGAAGAGGAUUACAUCUUACAGGUCAGGUGUAGGUGUGACGGGCGCCAAGCAGACCAUGUUUUACGCCGAAGUGUCCGACGACAACUGUGUGAGCGCAGGGGGAGGUGAGCCAGGCGAGGGAGAGCUAAUCGAAGUGGUCAAAGUCCCGCUGCACGAGGCCAUGACGUUUGCCUACGACGAGCGUAUACCUAAAACCAUGGGCGUCAUUUUUAGUUUCAUCUGGUUCCAUAAUAACAUGUCUCCCAAGUACAAGAUCUCCACCAAUGUGUAACUAGUAUUAAGCAACCUUCUUUAUACCGUUCAUUCCAAAUUAAAUCAAAACACAGGCCCAGCACAUCCACUCUUCCCCUCAUCGCUCUUCAUCCUGUAUUGCCUUUUUGCUUAUUGGUACAUGAUGAAAGGUGGGCCCCUUGUCUUGUUGCCAACAAGUUUCUUCAAGUUUUGUCCUGUUUACCUUUUUUUUGUUUUAAUAUUUUUCCUAAAAACAAAUUUGCCAUAGCUGGUUGUCACUGGCACAUUUUUGUCUUCUUUAUGAAUUUUUUUGUAUCAUUUAAUUUACUGUGCCAUGUGUUUAUAAUGGCUGCAUAUCACUGAUUUAAUUUGCCUGCCCUUGAUUAAAGGAAUACUCUACUGCUUUUAGUGUAAGCUCGUGAAUGUUCCCUGCAUUUAGAAAUAGAAAACAAAUAUUUGUAAUAUUUGAUAUAAGCUGACAAAAAGCCAUUUACCAUUAAGCUUCAAACUCCAACUUGUUUCCAGCAUUCCUACAACACCCAGCAAUCAUUGCAAACUCUGUGAGGCUAAUCAACCACCUGGUUAACUAACAUUUUAGCAUGCUAAUAUUAGCAUUGGAGUUAAUGCAAAGUGUGCCAGAGGAAUUUUGGAUCAAAUAUGUCACACCAAACAGUGGAGUAUUCCUUUAAUCCAUGAUCCAGUAAUGCAAAAACUAUGCUAGUCAAUGGUGGGGCCUUGUAACGAUUGAGGUGUUUCGGUGCGUUUUAACCACCAGUUGUUCAAGCAUGCCUCAAAUAAUUUCUCUGAUUCACAGCCUUUAAGCAAUACUUAGAAAGUACCCCGGGCUAAACAAUCACUUGGUGGCACUAAAAUCAAUCUUCAUGACAUCAAACCAGUGGACAGUAUAAAGUCAAAGCGAAGAAGAAAUUGUGAUGUUUUGUUUCACGUCACAGAAAAAGCAUACACCGACCUAGCCCCACACUGAACUUCAGUAUCAUGUUUCUAAAGCACAAUGCUGCAAUGUUUUUGUUUAGUUCAAGAACACUGAUGCAUAUUUUCCCCGAGAAAAAGACACAGUGGACAUACAGUAAGGAAAACACUGUAUCAAAGCUAAAUCAAAUCUUUCUUUACAAUCAAAGUCAUUUCUAGAGAGUUCAUUGUAUUCCCAGCAUAAUAAGGUUACAUUUCAAACAUUAACGUAGGAGCAUAUUUGAAAGGACGUAAACCACCUAGAAAUCUGCCUUU